This is a messenger RNA of Mobula hypostoma (lesser devil ray), 7873 nucleotides long. It is a transcript of the gene bmpr2b, whose product is annotated as bone morphogenetic protein receptor, type II b (serine/threonine kinase). The transcript has 13 exons. Lineage: Eukaryota; Metazoa; Chordata; Chondrichthyes; Myliobatiformes; Myliobatidae. Gene Ontology annotation, cellular component: signaling receptor complex; plasma membrane. The record is from RefSeq and is a predicted model, not a curated record. The coding region runs from base 76 to 3213 and encodes 1045 amino acids. Gene Ontology annotation, biological process: protein phosphorylation; BMP signaling pathway; cellular response to growth factor stimulus. Gene Ontology annotation, molecular function: ATP binding; transforming growth factor beta receptor activity.
GUAAGCAAGGGGUCGCACACUUGCCUACACGGCGCCCUUCUGAUUGUAUUUUUUGUACAUUCAUCCUCGUAGGACAUGGCUGCUUCCUUCUGCCUUCUCUUCUUUGGAAUGCUGGCCGCCUUUUCGAGCGCCGGGGGCGCUGCCCAGAAUAAUGAGCGGCGCUGUGCCUUCAAAGACUCGUUUACACAUUCUGAAGAACAUGGUAUCAGUGAAGAACGCAUCAACCAAGAAAAUGGCACCAUUGUGUGUGCGAAGGGCAGUCAGUGCUAUGGAUUGUGGGAAAAGAUGAGUGAUGGAGGAGUUCGUAUAAAGAAGCAAGGCUGUUGGGCUCACUUUGGAGACAAGGAGGAGUGCCACCCUCCAGAGUGUGUGGUGACAAACCACAGAGAGAAUGGGACUUACCGCUUCUGCUGCUGUAGCACUGACAUGUGCAACGUCAACUUCACCGAGAAAAUUAUCCCAGAGCCUGCCCCAACAGAACCGAUAACAGGUCCUUCGAAUAGACAUUCCAAAGAGGAGCCAAUUGUGAUUGCCUUGGCAUCAGUAUCUGUCGUAGCUGUCCUGAUCGCAGCUCUCUUCUUUGGAUAUAGAAUGUUUGCAGGAGACAGGAAGCAUGGACUUCACAGUAUGAACAUGAUGGAGGCAGCACCUUCGGAGCCUUCCCUGGAUUUGGACAGCCUCAAGCUGCUUGAGGUAAUUGGCCGAGGUAGAUACGGUGCAGUAUAUAAAGGAUCUUUGGAUGAACGUCCAGUAGCUGUGAAAAUCUUCAGUGCUUCAAACCGUCAGAAUUAUAUCAAUGAGAGAGACAUAUACAGGCUCCCACUGAUGGAGCAUGAAAACAUAGCCCGCUUCAUUGUGGCUGAGGAAAGGAUAUCCAGUGACAACAGAACCGAGUACAUGCUGGUGAUGGAAUACUAUCCCAAUGGGGCGUUGUGUAAGUACCUGAGUCUUCACAGCAGUGACUGGGUUGGCUCCUGCCGAAUGGCACACAGCAUCACCAGAGGCCUCGCCUACCUUCACACAGAAUUACUACGACCUGAUCAAUACAAGGCAGCUAUUACACACAGAGAUCUCAACAGCAGGAAUGUGCUAGUGAAGAACGAUGGAACGUGUGCCAUCAGUGACUUUGGCCUUUCAAUGAAACUGACUGGCAAUAGAUUGGUUCGACCAGGAGAAGAGGACACUGCAGCUAUCAGUGAGGUUGGCACAGUCCGUUACAUGGCUCCUGAGGUAUUGGAGGGAGCAGUAAAUCUACGGGACUGCGCCUCUGCUCUCAAGCAGGUGGAUAUGUAUGCGCUGGGCCUUAUCUACUGGGAAAUAUUCAUGAAGUGUUCAGAUCUUUUCCCAGGAGAGGCAGUGCCUGACUAUCAAAUGGCCUUUCAGGCUGAGGUGGGAAACCACCCCAGCUUUGAGGAUAUGCAACAUUUGGUCUCUAGGGAGAAGCAGCGACCCAAGUUUCCUGAAGCCUGGAAAGAGAACAGCCUGGCAGUGCGAUCAUUAAAGGAAACGAUGGACGACUGCUGGGACCAGGAUGCAGAGGCUCGUCUCACGGCCCAGUGUGCAGAAGAGAGAAUGGCAGAGCUCAUGGUGAUGUGGGAUCGAAACAAAUCUGUGAGUCCCACAGUCAAUCCCAUGUCACAGUUUACCACAACGGCCAUGCAGAAUGAACGGAAUCUGUCACAUAGUCGUCGAGUGCCGAAGAUGGGACCAUACCCUGAUUAUUCUUCCUCUUCAUACAUUGAAGAUUCUAUUCACCACACUGAUGGUAUGGUAAAAAAUAUCUCUACUGAAAACUCUACAUCUGGCACACCAUCAACCACUAGUGAGAAGAAUCGCAACUCCAUUAACUAUGAAAGACAGCAAGCUCAAGCACGGAUCCCUAGUCCAGAGACCAGUGUCACCAGCUUGUCAGCAACAACUACCACUACAAACACUGCAGGUCUCACACCCAGCACUGCCAUGUCCACAAUCUCAGAAACACAAUACUCUGAGGACACUAACACACAGGUAGGCAACUUACUGCCACCUCUUAGUUCCACCCCAGUAUGCUUGCAGCUGACUGAAGAAGACCUGGAGACCAACAAACUAGAUCCUAAGGAAGUGGACAAGAACCUCAAAGAGAGCUCAGACGAAAACUUAAUGGAGCACUCUCUGAAGCAGUUCAGUGGAUCUGACCCUCUUAGUGGCAGCAAUCCCAGUCUCCUGUACCCCCUGAUCAAGCUGGCAUCUGGGGUAACUGGGCACCAAGAUUUUCCCCAGCCCAGCACCAGUCAGGCUUGUUUGAUCCCUGACAUCCCAGCCACUCAGAUGUACCCCCUCCCCAAACAACAGAACAUCCCCAAGCGUCCCACCAGCCUCCCUCUCAAUGCCAAAAACAUGGCAAAGGAAUCACGACUGAAGUUUGGCAGCAAGCACAAAUCAAACCUUAAGCAAGUGGAGACAGGAGUGGCAAAAAUGAACACCAUAAAUGCAGGAGAGCCCCAAGUGGUAACUGUCACUGUGAAUGGCAUUGCUAGAAGAGAUCAUGCUGUGAACCCACACCCAGUGGUCAUUCAGUAUGCUAAUGGAUCAAUACCUGGUCCUCAGAAGUCUAAUGUAGUGAGCCAUCGAGGCCAGGAAGCCCCUCAGUCUCAGUUUAGUGGGGAGGACAGCAGAGUGAACAUAAACUCCAGUCCAGAUGAACAUGAACCAUUGCUGAGGAGGGAACAACAAGCCACUCGGGAUGAUAUCAUUGCUGAGAGGCUAAUGGACAGGAGGGACCGUCUACUUGACCAGGGACGGACAAAUUCCAACAAUAACAACAACAGCAAUCAAUGUGGCACAGUGGAUGGUACAUUGACAAAUGACCAGCAAGGCCCAGUGGCACGGCGGCAAGGAAAGAGGGCAGAAAGGCCAAACUCACUUGAUCUCUCAUCAACCGGUAUUCUGGAUGGCUGCAGUACACCAUGUGAGACAACAAAGGAAAGUAAGCAGGCCUCUUCAGGGGACAAAAUAAAGAAACGAGUUAAAACUCCAUACUCACUAAAGAGAUGGCGACCUUUGACAUGGGUCAUUUCGACGGAGCCCAUCGAUGGCGAGGUCAACAACAAUACAGGCAGCAACAGUGCAGUGGGGCGUUCAAAAUCCAGCACCACAGUUUACCUGAUUGGGGGAGGUAGUGGUGGCACUGCCACGGCAACAGUUGGCACGGAGACCGGACUGAACUGCUUGUGAAACUUUAACUAUUACUUUGUACUUUGUAAGGAGAGAAAGAAACAAAUAUAAAUGGACAGCUAUUCCACCUUUGAACUAUACCCCUAUCCCAAAUUCAGACAUGCUUUAGAGUUCAGCUAUGCAGCAAAGCUUAGAAAAUCUGUAAUUUUUGAGAGCUUUUUUUUGUUUGUUUUCCUUCUUCUUGCACUUUUUUUUUUGGAAAGGAAGAAAGAUAAUCUUUGAGUGAAGCCUAGCCUGAGGCAAGCACUACGAAGGGUCUCACCAAGGUCUCAGCAAAGCAAGCAGCACACAACUUUAUUAGCACUCAUUGUGGAUUAGCUGGGCCUCUGGUGAAGAUCAUGCACGUGGGUUUCAAGGCAGGUGUAACAAAUGGUGAGCAAUGUGGAAAACACUGAAGUAUUUGCCUCCCCAUUGAUGCCAUGUAUGGAGACAUUCUGAUUUUGUUACUGAAUUAUAAAGAGUAUAGUAUCAUCUUUUGACAAAAAAAAUCUUCUGUUGGAAUGUGCAAUAGGCUUAGCUUAGCAACGCUUUUAAAAAAGAAAGAAAAUUAUUAUUUAAAAGUUGUGUCUCUUCUCUGUAUAUCACUGAAGGUUGCUUAAUGUGCAUGGGCCAGUGGUGACCUUGUUCCUCCUCUGCAGCCCCUUCACCCAUCCCUUCUGCACACCCAUCUGCCGCUCCUGCAAUGGAGGGUUGGUGCACUAUGCAUGGUUCCCAAAUGUUACUGCAGUGGCAGACAUCUCCCCUCCAUCCUGUAGAAUUGUCAAUCAGUAUUCUCAUCAGACCCAUGAAUACAAAAUUCUGUGUUAGUGAGCCAAGCACUUAAAUUGUCCAAUACCUUGCCAUUUUCUUCCCCCCUCCCCCCAUUCACUCUUAACUCUUAGCCACAGAAACCCGUUCUAAUGGUGUGUCUGAUCCUGCACCUACUUGGCUUCUGAAAUUUUUACUGAUGGAUCAGUCUUUAUGGUGCGCCAGUUUUUCUGUAUCGUUUCAUGCUUUAUUGUGAACAUGGAUGUGGAUGAACUGAUUCUGAUUAUGCAGUAAAUUUUCAUCUCUGGUUCAUGGGUUCAAUAUGUUGACAAGUCCCUCUGAGUGCUGGCUCAAAGCCUCGUUCACAGAUGAAGAUUAAAUGGCCUCAGUCCAGUUCUUAGCUGGUAUGAACACACUGUACAAAACAACUCUGAUUUACACUAGAUUUAUAAUCUUACUCCAGACGGCCCAUUAUAUCCAUAAGAGAAACAAAGCACAUGUAGAGUUGGAUAUUCUCCUAAGGAUGGACUUAAAACUGUCUAAAUUGGGACAUAGAAGAGUAUCCAGCCCCUGCUUUAUCUUCCCUGGGAGGAUUAUAGGACAAGGUGUAAUUAGCCUUAACCUCUACCUGAUUUAUGCCUACAGUUGGCCUUAUGAGUAUUUGUUGCUGACAAUAACUGCUCUAAGUGGAAAAUAUUUAUUUCUGAAGUGCUAAUUUCCUUAGCCCUGAGAAGUUCAUCAAAAUAACAGAAUCUUAAAUGGCACUCUGAAGUUUAAAGAAAAAAUUCUGCUCUUAGAUCCUCUGACCUUUACUGCUUUUGUCCUGGAUCGCUACAGCUUACACAGCACCAUUUAUAUCUUGCACAUCAGGUAAAGCAGCCAAAAAGGGAACAAGGGACAGGAUUCCCUCUUCAAUUUCAGGUUUGUGACAGAAUGGAGACGUGCAGGGUAAAACAUGUCCACUUUAUUGAAGUGCAUUUGAAAUAUGGCUUCUGUGAAUCAGAUUGAAAAUAUAAGGUUGCUGCACUAUAGCUAGUAGUUCAGUCUCCAGGGGAGGCAGUUCAUUAGGAUACUGACCUUGUGGCCAUUAUUUGCCCUUGGUCAGAAUAUCAGUAAAUAUAAAUAACAGGUGAAUAACAUUUAUUGGCUUAGUUCAUACUUCAUUUCUGUCUUCCAGUGUGAAAGAUGAGCUUGUUUGGUUAUAUCGAGUUACAGUAAAUGACAAUAAACAGUUUUAAGAAUUAAACCCAGCACAAUUUAUAUGUCCAUAUCUUACUUCACGAUGAAUUAUGAAAACAGCAGCUCAGUUGUUGAAUCAGGCUCAGAAUUAAUUCUCACAUUUGGUCCUAGUUUCUGAAUCUCAGGUGCUCCAGCGGUUUGGCUGCUGCAGUCCAAUCCCCAGACUCAGGGCAGGGUUCUCCUUGCUGACGGCCCUCGUGGUGGAAGGUUUGAUCAGAAUCUCAAGUGGUAUCCAUCGCUAAGUGUUUUUUUAUAUAGCAGGUGCUGCUUGAAGGGAAUUCCCUUCAUAUCUGAAUGUUUCUGGUGAUUAAGGAUUUCCAUGAUGGGGAUAAAAUAGAUCAUCUGGGAGUUUUCAUUGUGGAGCACUAAAGGCCAAGGGAAAAGUUGGUUGGAGGUGUACAAAAUCUUGAUUAAAUAAGGUGAUGUUGUGGGGUGGGUGUGCUGGUAGUAAAAUGUUAGAAGGUAGAGAUAAAAAUACUUGGCAAGAGAUCCAAGGUGAUGCAAAGGAUUUUUUUUUCACCGAAGCGCUAUAUGAAAGUGCAUUGGAUGCAAAUUCAGUUUUGGCUUUCACAUUGAACUGGAUUAAUGUUAGAAAACAAAACGGGUGAGGUGGAAGAAACAGGAAUGAGACUGCCUGUCCAUGGAAAACUGUCAGUGCCAGAGACUCAAAGGCAAAAUGAUGUGUCAUAGUGCUGUGUGCCCGGUAUCAUGGCAGCUAACAGCUGCAUGAAACAAGUGGUGGAGGCCGGGUGUUUGUAGGUGGACAGGUAUGGCUUCUUAAUCAUUGGGCUUUUACUAACAAGCAUCUGGUGAGAGUCUUCCAGCCUGAAGUGAGAAAUCAGAAACCUGUCCCUAGACUCUCUAACUCAAGCCCAGUUAUUCUAAAAUAUAUGCCAGAAUUGCUCAGCUAUUUGCAUUUAAUCACCAGUUAGAAAUUCUAAAGGGUAUUUUUUUAAUAAUGUGAAUGCUAGAGGAUUGAAACAUAAACCGAAGCAAUCGACAAGCAAGAGAAUAGACAAGAGAGAAUUUUGAGGGUGAACUGUUCCUCAAUUGAAUAUCAUUUUCACUUAUACCUGACCUUUGUCUCUUUAUUGAAAUGGAUUUAAUACUAGUUCUUUUCUCAGUGUAGAAAAGUUAUAAGUUACUAGUUACUAGACUGAACUUCAAUCCAGUCAUCAUUUGUGCCAUUUUUGUUUUGACAAUCUUUGGUGUGGGGGGAGGCAAGCUGAUUUUGCUUUCAGUAAGAAAAUUCAGUUCCAAAUCCCAGCAAAAAUCACUAUGAAAAAAGACAGAAGCAUUCAAUGAUUGCUGAAUGUCAUUUAUUAGGGUGUAAUGAUCAAGACUUGAGGUUCUUCCCAUAAUUAGCAAUUGCACUAGUUAUGUUAGACGUGAGUAGUUGAUUUCAGUAAACGAGAGGCAUUUAUCCUGAUAGCUUACCAAUAUCGUAUGUGAUUAAUUCACAAGGUUCAGAAAGGAUCUGGGAUCUAACUCCCUGUCCUGCUUUGAUCUCAGCUAAGUCCUCAGGGUAAAAAUGGACAAAUCAGUUGGAAUGAACCCGUGUGAGAACAGAGUGAUGCCCCCCCCCCCCCACCGCCCAAGCCACAUUUGAACUGCCUGCCAAUACUCAUUAUUGUAGGCAUUUGCAUAGAACAUGACCCCGGGUGAGUUACUAAUGGGGAAGCAGUACUUUCAUCUUGGAGAAAGCAAGAGGAAUAAAUUUAAAAAUUACGUCAGGAGUCUCUGAUUAAAUGGUCAGGAACACUAUUAGAUUUAUGGAGAAAGUUUACCAUAGCAGGCAAAAUGUUUUCCUGCAGUACUGGAGUUAUCUGAGGUAGGGAUCAGUUCUAGCCCUGUACCAAAGAUAUGUUCGGAUGCUGGAAAUAAUACAUAGAUAUCCUAUAUCAUGAUAUUGUAUUAGAAGAAUUGCAGAAUUGAUUAAAUACAGCCAUCAUUACUGUAAUAUACUGCAGCUUGGAGAUUGUUACCCAGGGGUCAUGAAGUACCUCACAAACCUUGCUUAUAUAAAUAUAUAAAUGUGUUAAUUAUUCUGACAUAACAAAACAUUAUAAGACCAUCCUUAGUUAUAAUAUUGAGGAGUUAUAGCAGUUGGAAGCAUUUUAUAAAGGUGUUAAGAUUGUUUUUUUUUCUUAAAUGUGUAUAUCAGAACACUACCACUGCCUAGUAAUACAAAGGAAUAUUUUUCACAGUCAUUCCUGCUGGUGACAAAUUCAGAGUUGAAGUCACAGCCUUGGGAUGUUACUUCCAGUAAUGAUGCUUCAUGUAUUGAUAAUGAAUUCAAAUCAAAAACAUUCAGAUGCCCUUCACCACUUCUGGAUAAGAUAAUGAAUGGGUAGAUGGGAUGUGUGUUUUGUAAAGUUUGUACUGCAUGGUUAUUGUAAUGUUGAAUGUGUCUGAAUGAAGCUAUUCAAUCUUCCAUUUACUUCAGAAUUAGUAAUUAAUAUGUCAGCUGAUACAACAGGGACAAUUGUAACCAUGACCUGUUUUCUAUAUGUGCUGUAAUCAAAUUGCUUUGGUAGCUCCAGGUUCCAAUGAUUGGAAAACAAAACUAAGUUAUUGGUACAGCCUGCUGAAUUAAUUGGGUUGACUAGCUGGCUGUAAAUCCUGCUUAUUAAAGAGCAUAUUCAUGACAAGUCAGCCAUCUCAUCAUGGUUUA